UUUGACACUGUCAAGGGGCUGUCUCCAUCAGUAGCAAAAGUGUAACUUUGUUGUAGAUGAGCGUAAGCCUCACCCUGGAGAGCGCUAGUAAGUACAGACCAGGUGAACCUCUUCUCCGUCCCUCCUUGCUGAACCAGACCCUGGGCCUGGACCCUACCUCACUACACACCUGCCCCUGACCCCAGUGUUCCCUCUGUGACUGGCAGGGGACAGGGAGGGUAUGAGAUGAGUGUGGGCCCAGCAUAGGUCUCAGGGUGGGGGCUUGAGGGGAUUGGUCAAGAAAAAUCAGAGCCCUCUGGAUCAGGGGUCUUCAUGUGGGAGUAUCCCAGCCCUGUGGUGAGCUGGGAGCCUCUUGGGCUUGUGUGCAGAUGACCACUUCCCCAGGGGUGGGUCUAUUUCCAUCAAUCCUCAAUGAAGAUCCUGUCACCCCUAAAAUAUUAAGAACCUCAGCUCUAGAUACCACAAAACCUGGGCCAUUGGGCCACAGUUGACCCCCAGACCUGGUCCCCCGAAGGUCAGAAACAAAGUGGGGAGAGGCCUCUGCCCAUUUUGGUGGGAGAAGCAGAGUUGCCUUGAGCCAGUGGGACCUGGGCAUUCGAUAAUGUCUGUGACCUGCACAGACUUACAGACACUGCCCGAGUGGCAUUGAAAAUCUGAAAAGAAGGGACAGCUCUACCUCACAUUAGUUCUACAAACACAGUGCUCUUAGUGCCAGUGUUGGGGACUGCAGGAGAAACAGAAAUGUCCUGCCAGAGGCCCCAGAACAUUGAAGGGAAAGUAAACCUCACAUCACAAAAACUUAACCUAAGCCAGAGCUCAUGAUGUUAAUAUGUUAUUAAAGUUCAGCAAGCAGUUUUGCUUUUCUCUGAAAAUUCAGCCUACUCCCCAGCAAGAGAGGUUCUGUGGGUGAAUCAUUGCAGGGUGCACUGGUUGCCCACUGCAGUGGCUACCAGCUGCUGAAGUCCUCGGGAGCAGGGAUGCUACUUUUUUUGGUAACAAAACAUUUUUUAAGUUCAUUCACCAAUGGAAGAUCCAUCUUUUGGUGGAGAGAACUGGAAAAGGUUCCAGAAUUCAGGCUGAGGUUGGCUACUCCCCUAUGAGGCCUUUCCCCUUCUAGCAUCCCCACUCCAUCCUCAGGCUGACCAACCCAGCAGCUCAGGUCCCUGGAGAGGCCAGCCUUGCCUACACUGUAAAACACUUCUGAGCCUCAGUCUUCCCAUCUUAGAAAUGGAGGCAAUAUACCCAUUUGGCGGGCGAUGCUGGUGCCCAGAGAUAAUGACUGUGGAGCCCUUCCUGCUCCCUUGCUGCUGGGCACAGAGGGCACUCAUUUGUGGCCUUGGCUGUAUCAUAGUCUUCCCUGAGUCAGAUCUGGGGAGCCAGCUCCUGAGGUGACCUGACCUAGUUUACUGCCACCCCGUUGACAUGGAUUCCAAGUUUAGGAAAUGUCCUUCUCAGUCUGCUCUGUAGAGGCUGCCUAUCAAGAGCAGAGAUAAGCUCUCAGGCAACAAAGAGCCCUUUGAUACAUAAGAGGUUCUGGGCUACUGGGCUCUGAGGCAGCUGAGCCUGACCAGUGUCCUGGCCCCAGAGCCACUGACAUGGUCCCCUAGGAGGCUGUCCCGCUGUUCUCUUGUCACUACUCUAUUAAGUCAUAGCCAUUGUUUUUCCAAAAGGCUACUGGCAGAAACCAGGGAAGAGUUCGUGGACCCAGGGCUCAUUGCUUUUAAUACCUGUUGCCUCAGUGCCAGCCCCUAAUGGGGACAGUUACAUGGUGGAUAUUAGGUUAGGAGCUACUGUAGCUUCAGCUAUGGUUUGAGACACUAGUUAUUCAGCAGGAUGACAAGUGUCACCUGUAUGAUGGAUUGGUCUCAGGAGGUAGUUCAUGCCUACUGUCAGUGCAUGGUGCAGCCAAGAGGCUUAACCUUGACCUGUCUGAGACCUUGGGGACCCCCCCCCGCCUUGUCUCUAGCUGGCUGUCCUUGUAGCUGUCUGCCCCCAUAAACCCUUCCCUGUGGACAUAGUGACACCUGGCCAUGCCCCAUCCUGGAAUUCCAAACCACAGAAAGCCUCAGGCAUCCUGCCCUGGGCCUCCUCAAGAGACCCUCAGGGCAAUUCUGAAUGCCAGCCAGGGGAGCUGGGUGCCCUGGCUUGCCUACUUUUCAUGGAGCACUCUCCUUCCAGGUGCGGCUUCAGGUCCAGAGUAUGGACAAGCCUCAGUACCGAGGCACUCUGCACUGCUUCCAGUCCAUCAUCAAGCAGGAGAACGUGCUGGGCCUGUAUAAAGGCCUGGGCUCGCCCCUCAUGGGGCUCACCUUCAUCAACGCGCUCGUGUUCGGUGUGCAGGGCAACACCCUGCGGGCCUUGGGCCACGAUUCCCCAUUGAACCAGUUCCUGGCAGGCGCGGCGGCGGGUGCCAUCCAGUGCGUCAUCUGCUGUCCGAUGGAGUUGGCCAAGACGCGGCUGCAGCUGCAGGAUGCAGGCCCAGCGCGCGCCUACCGGGGCUCCCUGGACUGCCUGGCGCAGACCUACCAGCGCGAGGGCCUGCGCGGAGUCAACCGGGGCAUGGUGGCCACGCUACUGCGCGAGACGCCUAGCUUUGGCGUCUACUUCCUAGCCUAUGACGUGCUGACGCGCUCGCUGGGCUGUGAGCCAGGUGACCGCCUGCUGGUCCCCAAGCUGCUGCUGGCAGGAGGCACGGCGGGCAUCGCAUCCUGGCUCUCUACUUACCCUGUGGAUGUGGUCAAGUCGCGGCUCCAGGCUGACGGUCUACGGGGUGCCCCGUGCUACCGCGGCAUUGUUGACUGCGUGCGCCAGAGCUACCAGGCAGAGGGCUGGCGCGUCUUUACGCGGGGGCUGGCGUCCACAUUACUGCGUGCCUUCCCAGUCAACGCUGCCACCUUUGCCACCGUCACCGUGGUGCUCACAUAUGCGCGGGGCGAGGAGGCCCGGCCUGAGGGUGAGACUAUGCCUGCCGCUGCGGCUGCCACUUCAGGGCGCACCCUGGCCCAGCCUUCUAGCCUGUGACCACCACCCUGCUUCCCCGGGGGCCACUUUUCAGAAACUCGUCAUAGACUGAUAGCUCAGCUCAGAUGCUGUGGGCCUGGGUUGAAUUUUGCUCAUCAGCUGGGUGACCUUGACAACAAAUUUUACUCCACUGGCCUCGGAGUAUGAAAUGGGACCCUGAUGCCCCCAUCAUACAGUCAGGAAGGUCAGAGACUAUGAUUCUUGCACUGAGCCUAGCACCAUGCAUGGCUGAGUCAGCACUGUGCCUGGAAAUGUUACUUGGGAUACCUCUGCCAGCCCUGGCAUCCCAGCCACCACCUUUGUGCGCCUGCCCUGCAAGCUGGCUCCCAUAGGUCUCUGAUGAGCCACCAGUAGCUGUUGAGGGGCCUGUGACUCUUGUACUUUCCACCUGGCUGAGCUCCAGGAAGACUUCUUGGCCACCUCCCUGAUCUCUGUUAGGGACAGAGGGUAGCUUGGAGUGCCUCCUGGUGUGGCAGAACUGGUUGCUCAGCUGGUGCACCCCAGCUUCUCCACGUGCACUACUACACGUGGUAUGGCCAACUGCUGGUCCUAUUGGAGGGUAGACCAGGAAGCCAUCUGGUCUGCUGGGGGCCCUGGGCUGGGAGGGGAGUGUGCACAGACCAGUGGAGGGAGGUCUCUGCAGUGAAAUUGUGAUACAGCUGUGGCAAGGGGACAUCCUUUCACCUUCUGGCUUCUGGCUGUCCAUCUGGAAAAUGGUCAGGACAUGGGCUGGCUGAUGGCUGCCUGGGUCUCUAGCCCAUCACUGCUAGUCACAGAUCCCAAAGUGUGUGCAGAGGGUCCCACAGAGAGCAGCAUGGGAUAGCCCUUCCCUGGGCCUGUAUAGCACAGGCCACAAGCCAAAGGUCAGUUCUCCCAUUCCCCAGUAAAUGGUAUCUCCUGAGCAGUCUCUUCAGUGCCUGGGGUCCCUGUGUGGGUACAGAGGGCCUGAUUGUGGGCACAGAGCUGACCAUUUGGGGCAGAAGAGGGUUCCAGACUCUGCAUCCCAGGGAAGUGGGACCAUAUCCCGGGAGGCAGGCUAUGCCCAGUGUGGACAGGACUCAGCUCUGUGCAGCAUGGUGUUAUUGUACAGAAACCAAGGGAAUAAAGUAUUCUUUGUGUU
Molecule: messenger RNA, 4141 nt
Organism: Nycticebus coucang (slow loris)
Lineage: Eukaryota; Metazoa; Chordata; Mammalia; Primates; Lorisidae
Gene: SLC25A29
Product: solute carrier family 25 member 29
Exons: 3
Coding region: 2116-3021 (301 amino acids)
Biological process (GO): mitochondrial L-ornithine transmembrane transport
Cellular component (GO): mitochondrion
Molecular function (GO): high-affinity L-arginine transmembrane transporter activity
Source: RefSeq, a predicted model, not a curated record